AGACAGGACACAAUGAAUUAUCUUCCGUUGACAAUAUUUGUAAUUGGAUUCUGCACCAACCUUUCGUUGUCAGUUGCAGGAAACAGUUGUAAAAAUCAUGGAAUAAAAUGUAAGGAUAACGUGCAAUGUAUUCCAAGGGGAGGACUAUGUAAUGGACAUGUCCAUUGUGACGAUCAAUCUGACGAAGAUCCUGAUUUUUGCAGAGAUUACAGCUGUCCAAGUGGGACUGUAAAAUGUAAAAAUAACAUAGAAUGUGUCAGUCAAAAUUAUUUAUGCGAUGGUUACACUCAGUGUAAUGAUGAAUCUGACGAAGAUCAAGAAAUGUGCAAAGAUUACCAGUGUCCCAGCGAUUUUAUGAAAUGUAGAAACAACUUGCAAUGUUUUCGCACUAGGUUCCUUUGUGCAUCAACAGAUGAUGCCUUUUGUUUCGAUGGGUCCGAUAUUGAUCCAGAGUUUUGUAGAGCGAAUGCACCGGAAUGUCCUCAAGGGGAAGUAAGAUGCAAGAAUGGAGUACACUGUGUUAAUCCUAGGUACCAAUGUAAUGGUAUUAGUGAAUGUCCAGACAAAUCAGAUGAAGAUGUAAACAUGUGUGCGGAAUUUAAAUGCAAUUACGGUUGGACAAAAUGUAAGGAUAAUAUGCAAUGUAUUCCAAGGAGUGAAAUAUGUAAUGGACGCACCAGUUGUAAAGAUCGUUCUGAUGAAGACCCAGAUUUUUGCAGAGAUUUUAAAUGUUCAAGUGAUGAUGUAAAAUGUAAGAAUAACGUAGAAUGUGUACACCAAAAUGAUAUUUGUGAUGGAUAUGACCAGUGUACCGACAAAUCUGAUGAAGAUCCAGUAUUCUGCAGUGAUUUUAAGUGUCAAAGCGGUUAUAUCAAAUGCAGAAACAACGUGCAGUGUUUUCCCAUUGAGUACCUAUGUGCCGAAACAGACACUGCCUUCUGUUUAGAUCGUUCGGAUAUCGAUCCUGAGUUUUGUAGAGCUAACUCCAAAGAAUGUGCUGAUGGGGAAAUAAAAUGUAAGAAUGGAAUUCACUGUAUUCAUCCAAAGAACCUAUGUAAUGGUAUUGUUGAUUGUCCAGAUGGGUCAGAUGAGGACUAUUCCAGGAUCGACGGUAAAAGAAGCUGUAAGUUGCUAAAGAACAGACAUCCUUGAUUCUUACAAAGCAGAUGAAACAUUAAGGAGGUGAAGCACAUGCUGUAAUAUUGAACAAUGCAUCAUAUAUUAUCUACAUGUAACUGUUAUGUAUAUACUAAACACUCAAUAUAAAU
Molecule: messenger RNA, 1268 nt
Organism: Mytilus trossulus (common blue mussel)
Lineage: Eukaryota; Metazoa; Mollusca; Bivalvia; Mytilida; Mytilidae
Product: low-density lipoprotein receptor-related protein 2-like
Exons: 11
Coding region: 13-1152 (379 amino acids)
Cellular component (GO): plasma membrane
Molecular function (GO): protein binding
Source: RefSeq, a predicted model, not a curated record